UUCCAUCCAUCCAUCCAUCCACCAGCUUUCCCUCCUAGCUUGGCCGGCCCACCCCACGCCACCCGUGUGGAUGGAUGCAUCCACUCCACCCAUCCGGUCAGUCAGUCAGUCAGAUUCCUCACUCAAACAAACAGCCAGAUACCCAGACAGACAGACAGACAGGCAGUGCUUGCGAGCAACGUACUCACGAAGUAACAGCCAAACGAACCGACACACAUGACGUGGAGGCCACAGACACAGUGAGAACAGACAGACAUCCGUGUCCGUCCGGGUGGUUUUCGCGGCCGGCCGGCUGCCUCUGUCUGUCUGUCUCUCACUUUCUGCCGUUUGUGUGUGGAUAGAUCUUCACCGGCUUGUAGUUGAAUGACUUGCUGGGCGCCCUCAGGCCGGGGAUGGCAGCGUCCUUCGACAUGCUUGACGAGCCGCGCGAGUAGAACGAAGGUCUCACGGCGGUCGGGGGAGGCGCGCACACCGCCGAAGUGGCUGCUGCGGCGGUCUGUGGCCGUGGGGGCGGCUUGCCGAAUAUCUCCGCGUUGGUGAUCUGGGAGGUGUAGGCCCAUGGCGCGUCCACCUUCUUCUUGCCCUUGCCUGACAGUCAGGCACACAGGCACAUCCAUCCAUCCAGCUGUCUCUCUCUCUCUCUCUCUCUCUCUGUGUGUGUGUGUGUGUGUGUUUGAUCCGACCGAAGUAUCCCAUGAGGUUCACUUCCGUGGGGUCGACGCACAGGCCCUUUGCCAGAUGUUUGCUGGCCUUGGGCGGCUCCGGCUCCACCUGCCCGCCCGGCACCAUCCCAUUGCUGCCUGCCCAACCAUUGCUGUGAUGCUGAUAAGAAGAAUGGUACCCCCCAUGGUGGCCACCACUGCCAUAGCCCGCCGACGUGUUGAGCACCACACCCAUUCCGUUGCCAACAGUGCCGUGUGCCGCCGGCCCCCCAAUCAUCAUCCCGUGCAUCUGCAUGUCGUCGCUUUUCUGCGGGCCGCCCUCCCACCCGUUGGCUGAGUGCUUAGUCGCAUACGCAGGGUGGAGGGGGGGCGGGUGGUGGCCAUGGUGGGGGUGGUUGUACGGCGUGUAGGCCAUGUCUGCGUGUGUGGGGGCGGGCUUGGGCUGGUGGUAGUGCGACGACUUGUCGACGCGCUGGAUGCCGCCCCAGGGCUUCUCUGCCGCAGUGCCCGCCGGCUUCAGAUCCUCCUGUGUGAUCACAGAAACCAGAUACAUACACCCAGAGAGACACCAGGUGUAGGGGGAUGGGUGUGUGAGUUGUGUUGGGGUGUGCGGUGCGUACCAGUAGGUUUCCCGCUCUCAUCUUCUGGUUGAGCUGUCGCUUGGGCGGCUCCAGCGGCAGCUGCAUGUUGUACUUGGUCAGCUCACUGUCCUGCACCCUGUUCAGCACUCGCAGCCCGCCGUAGUACUGCUGCUGCUGCUGCUGCUGCCAUCCGUCCACUGCCACGUCCUGUGGCGGGCUCCUGGUGCCGGCGGCAUUCUUCUGCUCGUCGGUGCACCAAGGCGUCCUCAGCACCGGGACUGUGGGAGGUCUCUGGUGCUCAGCCUGCCCCACAGGGACCUUGACCAUCACACUGGUCGACGGCAGCUCGCCUUGCUCGCCCUCGUCGUUCUCCUGUUGCUGCCCGUGACCGUCUUUGGUAAGCUUGGGGACGCCUUUGGCGGCGUCGAGCUCGUCGUCAAGCGCGAAGGGGCUCACGAGCUUGUAUAACGAGCUGCUGGGCUGGGCAUGGGCAGCAUUGUUGUGCACGCCGUUCUGGGCGCCCGGCAUCCCACAGACGGCUGCAGAUGGGCCGAGGACCAGCUUGCGUCCGCCGCCCUGCAGACAGCCAGACAGGCAAAGCAUGCAGCAGAGAGGUCCCAGAAGCACUGCAGGCAGCUCAGCUGAUUCUAGUCAUGUACCUUACCUGCUGGAAGUGGUUUCGGAGGUUGACGGCGGUAGGGUCUCGGCACAUGCCCUUGGCGAGCAGUGAGGAGGGCUCCAUGUCCAAGUUGGUAAAGGCGACGCCCGGCCGGCCCUUGCCCGUGUGCAGCAUCACAUUGGCCGCCAUCGCCUCGGCCGCUCCCAUUGGGGUCUCGGGCGCCUCCUCGGCUGGCCCUUGCUCAUUCUCCUGUUGCUGCUGCUCUGUCUCGGUGUUGUUGUAGGGUGGGUAGGCCGUCCUCAUGCCGAAAAUCUCGCUGACCCCGUCGCUUCUCCAUGUGUUGCAGUAGCGGCUGCACUGCUUGGACAGCUUCGACCAGCCAACACGCCCCUUGCCGCUCAUACCGUCGACUUGUCAAACAGACAGCAAAUUGAAUCAGAGAGAGGCGGACGAGGGGCUAAGCCUCCGUGGACGGACGAUGGGCAAAGGGGUGGGCCCCACUGUCUGAUUUGCUUCAAAGCCGGCCCGGGUCGCUCUCGUCAGGCCUUGGGUGGCCUCCGGAAGCGCAGUGACGACGAAAUCUCCUGGUGACGAGGGAGGGAAGCAGGAGGCAAGUCGGGUGCUUUCGCUCGGUUCCUACGGCAAAUGUGGCGUGAGGGAGCUUUCAGAUGAGUGUGAGAGGAUCUGUCUCCACUCGAGUUGAAGGAGAAGCGUUCCCGAG
Molecule: messenger RNA, 2583 nt
Organism: Vitrella brassicaformis
Lineage: Eukaryota; Vitrellaceae
Source: the annotation of a GenBank genome assembly